UAAUCGUCCGAAUGUUGAUUUAAUAACACAAAAUAAUCUUCAUGAAAUAGCAACAUCAUUUAUAUCUACUGGUUCACAUAUGCAGGAUAUUAUGACAGGCAAUUCUAUUAUUCAACCUACUGAGAUUCCACAAGACACAGAGUUUUCGGUUAGUACCAGUGAACCGCAAACUAAAAAUGAAACAUUCACAAAGAAUGAAAAGCAAAAUCUUCUUCUCGAUGGAUUAGCAAAUAUUCAAGAUGGUGUUCAGCUAAUUCAUACUGGUGGCCAAAUAGAUGAAGCAUCAUCAAUUAAUGAAAUAAGUACUAAUAUUGUUCGAUCUUGUACUCUAUCAAAUCAAACAAAUCAUAUUGACGAACAACCAGUUGUAACACAAUCAACAAGUAAUAUUCCACCAUGUGUUACUAAUCCCACUGACGUUACUUCACAAGCAAUUUUGCCUUAUACUGAUAUACCGGUUCUAUAUGUUCCAAAAUUACCAACUGCAUUAGAUACAAAUGCUGAAUCAGGCGAACAAACGGAUACAUAA
This is a messenger RNA of Rotaria sp. Silwood1, 529 nucleotides long. Lineage: Eukaryota; Metazoa; Rotifera; Eurotatoria; Philodinida; Philodinidae. The record is from the annotation of a GenBank genome assembly.